Molecule: messenger RNA, 2131 nt
Organism: Sphaerodactylus townsendi
Lineage: Eukaryota; Metazoa; Chordata; Lepidosauria; Squamata; Sphaerodactylidae
Product: retinoic acid receptor RXR-gamma-like
Biological process (GO): retinoic acid receptor signaling pathway; cell differentiation; response to retinoic acid
Cellular component (GO): nucleus; RNA polymerase II transcription regulator complex
Molecular function (GO): retinoic acid-responsive element binding; nuclear receptor activity; zinc ion binding
Source: RefSeq, a predicted model, not a curated record
AAUUUAUUCCCCCCUGCUUUUGAUUUGUGACCUAUACCAGGGCUGCGAAACAUCGAUUGGUCUUGUGGCUGAUGGAUUAAGCUACCACUCAGGCACAAAACAAGUGUACAGGGGGGGAGGGAGAGAGAGGAAAAGCCCUGCCCAGAACUGAAUGGGAGAGCAGUUGUUGAAUCCUGCCUGAAUCCAGCCAUUGGUGGUCACUGGCUGCCUUGAAGAUAACCAGGACUUCCUCCGGCAAAGAUUUCGGCUUUGCCUUGGCAGGCGGCUGCCGCUGAGUUUCUGGAGAGGGCUUUCGUUGCCCUGAGUUUGCCAGCCAGCUCUGAAUAUUUUUUCCCCACUGUUCUUGGAGUCGGAGGCGCCGUUGCUAUUCCAAAGGAAGAGAUGCACUGAAGAUUAAACAUGUAUGGGAAUUAUCCACACUUCAUUAAGUUUUCCCCAGGCUUUGGCAAUUCUCCAGCUCACACCAAUUCAUCUUCUGCAAAUCUGGCACCAGCCCCUCCCACAGGGCACUCCAUAGAUGGUCAGCCCACCUCCCUGGAGACCCCCCUCCAUGCUUCAAGGACCCACUCCUCCCCAAUGAACUCAAUAGGGUCUGGCCAUACCUUGAACUCUCCAUACAGAGUCAUCACAUCUUCAGUUGGAUCGCAAUCUGCUCCCCUGUCAUCGCCACCAGGCAUACCUUUUACAGCCCAUUCUAGCCCUCAGCUCAAUGCCAUGAAUGCCAUCAGCAACUCUGAAGAUGUGAAACCUCUGCCAAACGUACAAGGGAUGGGAGCCAUGAGUUAUGCAUCCACAAGGCCAGAAUCCCUGACCAAGCACAUCUGUGCAAUUUGUGGGGACAGGUCAUCAGGAAAGCACUAUGGGGUGUACAGCUGUGGAGGAUGCAAAAACUUUUUCAAGCGGGCCAUCAGGAAGGACCUUAUCUACACCUGCCGUGAUAACAAAAACUGCCUGAUUGAGAAAUGUCAGCGGAAUCGCUGCCAGUAUUGCCGCUACCAGAAAUGCUUAGCAAUGGGCAUGAAAAGAGAAGCGGUUCAGGAAGAGAGGCAGAGGAGCAGGGAGAGGGGUGAAAACGAAGCCGAGUCGACCAGCGGCAGCACCAUCAGCAAUGAAGACAUGCCCGUGGAGAGGAUUUUGGAAGCUGAAAUGGCCGUGGAGCCCAGAACGGAACCUCACAGCGACACAAGUGCUGACAACUCAACCAACGACCCCGUUACUAACAUAUGCCACGCCGCUGACAAGCAGCUGUUCACCUUAGUGGAAUGGGCCAAACGGAUCCCCCACUUCUCCGAUCUGACACUGGAAGACCAAGUUAUCCUUCUCCGUGCAGGUUGGAAUGAACUGCUGAUUGCAUCUUUCUCCCAUCGCUCCGUCUCUGUGCAGGAUGGUAUCCUGUUAGCCACCGGCUUACAUGUGCAUCGGAGCAGCGCCCACAGUGCUGGGGUGGGCUCAAUUUUUGACAGAGUCCUCACUGAGCUGGUGUCCAAAAUGAAAGAGAUGCAGAUGGACAAAUCAGAGCUGGGAUGCCUCCGAGCCAUCGUCCUGUUCAAUCCAGGUAACUGAGGCCUGGGAAAAUAAUAGCCUCUUCAGUUAGCAGCUCUGAGGAAAGAUGCACGCGAGCUCUUGGAGGCAUAUACCAAACAGAAAUAUCCAGAGCAACCUGGAAGGUUUGCGAAGCUUCUCCUGCGGCUGCCAGCUCUGCGAUCCAUCGGGCUGAAGUGUCUGGAGCACUUGUUUUUCUUCAAACUGAUUGGUGACACCCCUAUCGACACCUUUCUCAUGGAGAUGCUGGAGACACCCCUCCAGAUCACUUGAAUUUUUGCCAGGAUUCCCCAAAAAUUAAGCCAUGGGUGGGAAGGGGCAAACAACAGUGGUGAUUUCUGUGGAAGAGGCCGGGGUCCCGAUCCACUUGUGCCCGUUCUCAUCUCCUUGUUCUUCAGCGCGGGAUGUAUUAAAAGGAUGGGGGAGCUUCUACAGACUCGUAGACGUGGCUUUUUGUAAACUGCUGUACAAUUCAUGGUUUACCUCUAACUGGCAGCUAGGCGAGGCACGGCAUCCUUUAGCUUAUCAACCAUGCCACGUGUACAAUUAAUUGAGUUUAAAUUAUUUUUUCACUUGCAAUAAAAGACAA